GUCACCUGGAGAAAAUAUAAAACAGGUCUGGCAUGAGUAAAGGCGUUGGGUCCUGCUGAGUAGGCGAACAUUCACACUUAUACCUUCAGUGUUUGAACACACAGAGAUGAGACUCGUGGCUCUGGUGGUGGUGUGCGGGCUGAUUGUUGGUCAGGAUGGAGGCAGCGUGGGAGCAGCUCUGCCAGGAUUUGACUCUGCACAGAGGACACAUGUGACAGGUGGGAGCUCCUCAGGAUCUGUCCUCUCAGCACUCAGGAGGAGCAGCGCAGGAGAGUUUUUGGCGGAGGAUUCCAAUCCCUGUUUCUCCCUGAGAGAGAAUGAAGACCAGCGGCAGCUCCUGUGCAACGACCGCAGAAGUAAAUUCAACUUCAACCCGUUCGGCCUGCGCUUUGGGAAACGCUACAAUGGCUACAUUUACAGGAGAGCAGUUAAAACAGCCAGGACAAAUAAGUUUCCCACCCUUUCUCUCUUCUCUAGAGAACUGGAUGAGCACUGAUACUUCUGUGAAUAAAACUUUUGUACCAACCUUCACUGUGAAAUGAUUUAAAAUCUUUAACAGUUUACUCAAUUUUCUCUUCAUCCUUUCAGUAUGAAACAAAUCCAACAAACAGUCCAGUAGACUCACGAUGAAGGAGAGGCUUCCUUCAUUUCACAAGUAAAGCACUCUAUGGUAACAUUAAAAAAGGUCUAUUUUCUGCAACCAUAAGGUGGCACCACAGACAGCAGACAGAAAUCCAUCAACGGAAUGACUGAAGAUUAUUUUAAAUAUACAUAUUUUCUUUAUUAAAACAAAACUACAAAUGAAAUAAAAGUUGACUCACCUCUUAAUGACUUACUAAUAUAGGCUCUGUAACACUCUGUGGUGUGGCUGAAGGCAUUUAUGUAUCAUGUUUGAUUCUGUCAAAGACUUCGAAAACUGUGCUUUGUUAAUGUGAAAAUCACCCAGUAAGUGAAUGAAAUUUCAAAUAAAAGACAGAGUAAAUGUGACAUUUAAACUCAGUCAUGGCAUAUUACAAAUAUUGUGUUAUUGAUAAUAAAUCAUUGCUUAUGAGUCUCAGUGCCACAUCAGGAAAUGUAUUCUUCUGUCAAUUAAACUGAAAUAUUUCAAAUCAGAUGUGUUUCAGCAGUAGCAGAUCAUUUUCCUUUAGCUAAACUUCUGUGCUCACAUGUUUGGACCUUUACAGAUUUAAUUACACUAAUUUUUGAGCAGGGAUCUAAUUACCAACAUUAUUCUAACUCUGAUAUAUUUGCAUGUAGUAAUUGCAUUAGAUACAUAAAUCAAAUUGCUGUAUUUCACUGUGAACAGUUAAGUAAAUAAUCAGUUAACGAGGUGAAGAUUCUCAUCAAACCUCUCAGUAACAGAGAUUAUCACCCUUGUAUUGCAGUGUUCUUUUACAUGUGUUUAGCUACAUAUCACAACUACCAGAUGUUUCUAGCAAGACUGUAAUUUACAACACCUGUCCACGACCCUUUGAGUCAGUCAGACCUGUAGUGCUCUCUCUCCCCUCCUGCAGCAGCAGUCAUCAACAUGUGAUUCAUCUCUUAACAGGUGUCAGCAUGAACAUGAAAAGUGGGAAUUUUGAGUAAUUCUAAUGAAAUAAAACACUGUCACAGACACACACACACACACACACACACACACACACUAUCCUUCAUGACGUUCAAAUUUAUUAAGUUACACAUUGCUGUAUCCAACACAGUUUACAACACAGGGUCAGAUGGUCACAACUGUUGUUUGGAUAAACAAUUUGAGCUGGACGUUUCCACUCUUCCCUGCUGCUCCUUCUCCCUUUGCCUUAACACUGAGAUGAAGAAAAAUCCACCCCCAAACUCACAAUGUCACAGUGUGACAGCCGGCUGUCUGCCAGGCAGACUGUAGAGUACCACAUUUUGAUGAAGGCAGGAGGGAAACAGUGUCCUGGAGGAUUGUUCAGGGCUUGCUCUGCAGGGGAACUACAGCUGGACUCAGAACAGUGAGUGGUGGAGGAUAGUCAAAUUUUGGUUCUCUGAGGGUUGUGUUUGAUCCAAACAGCUUAAACACAAGAAUCCAUAAAGAGUACAC
Molecule: messenger RNA, 2062 nt
Organism: Acanthopagrus latus (yellowfin seabream)
Lineage: Eukaryota; Metazoa; Chordata; Actinopteri; Spariformes; Sparidae
Gene: kiss2
Product: kisspeptin 2
Exons: 2
Coding region: 107-496 (129 amino acids)
Source: RefSeq, a predicted model, not a curated record